CAACCAUGGUGGUGAUUGUGAAGAAUAAUUAGGGAGCCGCUGGCUUGUCUGAGCAUACACAUAUACGGCGCGUGCAUUAUACCCGGCGUAGCGCCCUCUCUCUCUCUCUCUCUUCCGUUUCAUUCAUGCACGUUGAUUGGACACUAACCCAUCUUUUUGGGCUAAUGGAAACCAGCAACAAAAAGCACAAGGUCGCUUGACACACCAAGAGCUGGAUGUCAAAAGCCAGAACAUCAGGUCUCUACUAUGACAACAAGUAGGUCACAUGUACUUGUUUACUAUACAACAGCACUUGCGCAUGUUUGCGGCGCGUAUCAAAUCUUUUUUAUUUUGACUAUACCAUAGUUCAUUCCUCAUUUAUCUAUCUUUCUUUUCCCAUUUCUCCUGUAAAGAGUUGGACGCAGACUACCACUACUUCCGCCACUGGAUACUGCUUGAUAUCGCCUUUAGCCACUACAUACUAUGGAGCACUCAGAUUCCCCUAUACGCAGAGGACAGAGACCCAGAACCGUACACCCAUCUUUGUCGGAUCAUCUGCCAGCAGCACUCGUCCCGCGCAGGACACGACCAUGGUUUAUCAAUGGUACAAUACGAGAAGAGCAGGUAACAUCACCAGCAGUAACAUCUCGACAACCACGAGCAGAGAAUCAGCAAAUUCUGCCGUCAUCGUGUAUCCUUCGUUCGCGACGACCCAUGCUAAUAAUUGAACGAGAAGAAUUGCCAAGCAGCUCCUCCUCUGGUCAUAGCAACGAUGACAGCAACGAAAGAACAUCACGGACAGAAUCACAAGUAAGCGAAGAUUUGGCACGGAUGAGUCUUGCAAGCAUGGAUAGCAAUAACGGGGCUACUAUACGGCAGCAUGACGAUCCUUCUUCCGAACAACUUGCGCUUCCUCCUGGCCCUGUUACUUCUGUUGGACGUCAACAAGGAUCCGAACAUUCACUGGAUGGCAUCGUCAAUCUUUGCCUCAAUACAAAGAACCUUCCCCGAUCAGCCCUUGAAAGUAUUCUUGUUGCCGACUAUGCCAGUCAACUGAAAGAGCAUGACUUUGUUGAGCUCGUGCCCCAGGUGAAUCGAUUGGUUGAAAAACGCAAAAAAGAGCUGGCAGAAGAAGAAGAGCGCCGCAACAACGACCACAGUGGCUCCGUCUCCAAUGACGACACUUUGCAAUGUCCAUUUUGCUGCAAUGCCCCAAAGAAUUGUCUGUUUCUGGAUUGCGGUCAUUUAGCAUGCUGCAUGCCUUGUGGUGAAAAAGUAAAUGGAUGAUAGGAGGAGUGGUUCUUGCUGUUUCAUAUACAUCAACAGCAUUUGUGUAUCAUUGACGAAAGUACUAACUCUUUGAUCGAUGCCAUAUUACUCUCUAUGUUUACCGGAAAUCAACAAACACAACAGCAACGCGCCUACAACGGAAACGAGUGUCCUCUUUGUCGUCGACAUGUCUCUCGCUUGAUUCUUGUAUACCUCUCUUGAAGAAGUUAAAAAUUUCAGAUAAAAGAGAGAGAAAGCAAUGCAUCAUGUACAGUGUGUUGUAUCCCCGUCUUUUAUUCUUACUACUUUUACAUAUCCUCGCAUUAACGAAAAUCACAUUUUUCUAUGCUGCACUAUCAUAUCUGUAUAUAAAAAAAAAUAAGCAGCGGAUCAUAUUGAGUCUGCCUUUUUUUUACGGCGACAAUGUUUACAUAUUAUAUAGUAUACUGUAACAAUGAUAUUGUUAUGAUAUCAGUGUUGUGAUUUAUAUAUGCCUAUAUCUAGCUUAUUGUCAAU
Molecule: messenger RNA, 1764 nt
Organism: Zychaea mexicana
Lineage: Eukaryota; Fungi; Mucoromycota; Mucoromycetes; Mucorales; Lichtheimiaceae
Exons: 1
Coding region: 463-1266 (267 amino acids)
Source: RefSeq, a predicted model, not a curated record